Molecule: messenger RNA, 1169 nt
Organism: Anoplophora glabripennis (Asian longhorned beetle)
Lineage: Eukaryota; Metazoa; Arthropoda; Insecta; Coleoptera; Cerambycidae
Gene: eIF2Balpha
Product: translation initiation factor eIF-2B subunit alpha
Exons: 8
Coding region: 228-1136 (302 amino acids)
Biological process (GO): translational initiation
Cellular component (GO): eukaryotic translation initiation factor 2B complex
Molecular function (GO): translation initiation factor activity; guanyl-nucleotide exchange factor activity
Source: RefSeq, a predicted model, not a curated record
UAAAAUACCUAAAUAUCGUCAUCGACAGACAAUAUUUGUCACAAAAUAUAUAAUAGAGUAUUUGUAUAUUUAUAAUUUAUUCUUUGCUCGUGAACGUUUAUUAUGCUGUUUAAUCAUAAUCAUAUUCUAGGGCUAGAAUAGAAAGCAUAACAAACAGACAUAGAAAUAUAAAUCAUUAAACUGUGGUAAACCUUUUAUUAAUGUGAUUUGUGGACAAAAUAUCCAAUAUGAGAGGUGAAAAAGUACGGGAAUUCUUUUCCAAGAUGAUAAAAGAAGAUGAAGAUAUAUCUGUAGGGGUAGCUGCAAUUCGGACCCUCAUGGAAAUAAUAAAACAUUCAAAGUCUGAAACAGUGCAGGAGUUGGAAGCCACAUUAAAGGAUGGUAUACAAAUAAUGAAAUCUUCUACUUAUCCUGUGGCGGCAGUGAAUUCUGGUUGCGAGUUAUUUCUAAGAUUUAUUACUUUGGCAGUUCUGGAUACUAAGACAUUUGAUGAAUGUAAAGCCAUUAUGUUGAACAGGGGGCAUAUUUUUAUACGGAAACUAGAUGAAGCUAGAGGAAAAAUUGUAAAGUUAGCUGCAAAAUUUAUAGAAGACGGUUCAAAAGUGUUGACCCAUUCUAGAUCACGUGUUGUAUUACAGACUUUAAGAAAGGCACAUAAACAAAAUAAAAGAUUUGAGGUGUUUGUCACGAUAUCUGCUCCAGAUAAUAGUGGAAAGCGAAUGUGUAAGGAUUUGGAAGCCGACGGUAUACCUUGUACGUUAAUUCUGGAUUCCGCCAUUGGUUAUAUUAUGGAUCAGGUCAGCUUCAUCAUGGUCGGUGCAGAAGGUGUAGUAGAAAGUGGAGGGAUAGUAAAUAAGAUUGGAAGUAACACUAUAGCGGUAUGUGCCAAAGAAAUGAAGAAACCAUUUUACGUCCUAACAGAAAGUUUCAAAUUUACGAGGCUGUUCCCUCUGGGCCAACAAGAUUUACCCGAAGAGUAUAAGUAUACCUCGGAUGUAAGGAAAAGUGGAGAUACGAAGAAAAUUCACCCCUUGGUGGAUUACACUCCCCCUUCUUAUAUUACACUACUUUUUACAGACAUUGGAAUAUUGACGCCAUCUGCAGUUAGUGACGAACUCAUUAAGCUGUAUUUGUAAAUGCUCUAAACAAAUAAAACAAGUUCUUACAUA